UGGUUGUAGGAAUGUAGUAGUAACCAAAGUGGUGAAACUACCAACCCCGCUUUAACCAAGAAUUUGUACUCCUCAUUUAAAAACGGACCAAAGACUCUACGAGUGUGUUUCCCCCAUCCACUCCACCUAACAGCACACGUGGACAAGACAGUAAGACACCAAUAUGCAACUCCAAGCCGCCUGCUCACCAACUCUCUCCCACCAACCUCAUCGCCGGCGUCUCGUCGCCGAUGCUGUGGCUCUCGAUAACUUCCGACCCUUCUCGUUCACUUCUCAUCCUAUCGGCAUUUCUUUCAAAUCAUCAAACACUAGGGAGGGGAAUUUUCCAAGACUAAGUGUGGUGAUGAGAUCUCAAAGCACCACUGAUCCUGUCGAGCUUGAUGUCUCGUUGAGUCCAAGGGUUAACUCUGUUAAGCCUUCCAAAACUGUUGCGAUAACAGAUCAAGCAACUGCUCUUGUACAAGCUGGUGUGCCAGUAAUUAGGUUGGCAGCUGGAGAGCCUGACUUUGAUACUCCAUCGGAGAUAGCUGAGGCUGGCAUUAAUGCAAUUCGUGAAGGUUUUACAAGAUAUACACCAAAUGCAGGUACUAUGGAACUCCGCAAAGCUAUUUGCCACAAACUACAAGAGGAAAAUGGAAUUUCUUAUUCUCCAGACCAAAUUUUAGUGAGUAAUGGAGCCAAGCAAUCUAUUCUCCAAGUAGUGCUUGCUGUUUGUUCACCGGGAGAUGAAGUUGUAAUUCCAGCACCCUAUUGGGUGAGUUACCCCGAAAUGGCGAGGCUGGCUGAUGCAACUCCUGUGAUUGUUGACACUGGAAUAUCUCAAAACUUUUUAAUGGACCCAAAGCAUCUGGAGUCAAAACUCAAUGAGAAGUCAAGGUUGUUAAUUCUAUGCUCGCCAUCCAACCCUACAGGUUCUGUUUAUCCCAAGGAACUCCUUGAAGAGAUCGCUGCCAUAGUGGCACGAUACCCACGACUUCUGGUCUUGUCUGAUGAGAUAUACGAGCAUAUCAUUUAUGCACCAGCAAAGCAUACUAGCUUUGCUUCACUACCAGGAAUGUGGGAAAGGACGUUGACUGUCAAUGGCUUUUCCAAGGCCUUUGCAAUGACUGGUUGGAGACUUGGAUAUCUAGCUGGUCCUAAACAUUUUGUUGCUGCAUGCGGAAAAAUUCAGAGCCAGUCAACUUCAGGUGCCAGCAGCAUAUCUCAAAAAGCGGGAGUUGCUGCACUUGGAAUGGGAAAGGCUGGUGGAGAGGCAGUAGCAACAAUGGUCAAAGCAUUUAGAGAGAGACGGGAUUUCUUGAUUAAAAGUUUCAUUGAUAUGGAAGGUGUCAAGAUAUCAGAUCCGCAGGGAGCUUUCUAUCUGUUCCUUGAUUUCAGCUCUUAUUAUGGUUCAGAAGCUGAAGGAUUUGGUCCCAUAGAUGGGUCGGAAUCCCUAUGUCGUUAUUUUCUUGACAAAGCUCAGGUGGCACUUGUUCCAGGAGAUGCUUUUGGCGAUGACAACUGCAUCCGCAUUUCUUAUGCAGAAUCUCUUUCCAUUCUGGAGAAGGCCACGGAGAACAUCAAGAAAGCCAUUUCCCAGCUUAAGUUGCCUGUGUCGAUUAACUAACAUGCCCAUUUUUGAAGACCAUUUACACAAGUACUCUCUACCAUUGUACCAUUUUACAUAUUGCAAUUCCACUGUUUUCUCUUUUUUCAUUACAAAAUUAGAAUUAUGGUGUAUUUGAUUCUUGUAACUUGUGAGCAAAUUAAAAGUUAAUAAGAAGUGCAUCUUUUUAUAUGUA
Messenger RNA from Spinacia oleracea (spinach), 1781 nucleotides. RefSeq names its product bifunctional aspartate aminotransferase and glutamate/aspartate-prephenate aminotransferase. Gene Ontology annotation, molecular function: transaminase activity; pyridoxal phosphate binding. Lineage: Eukaryota; Viridiplantae; Streptophyta; Magnoliopsida; Caryophyllales; Amaranthaceae. Gene Ontology annotation, biological process: biosynthetic process; amino acid metabolic process. The transcript has 10 exons. Bases 164 to 1606 code for a protein of 480 amino acids. The record is from RefSeq and is a predicted model, not a curated record.